This is a messenger RNA of Lolium perenne, 1693 nucleotides long. Its product is annotated as ultraviolet-B receptor UVR8. The record is from RefSeq and is a predicted model, not a curated record. Lineage: Eukaryota; Viridiplantae; Streptophyta; Magnoliopsida; Poales; Poaceae.
GAUGCUCUAAGCUCUAUAGUCUUGCCGCCCACGUGGACCCGCCGAUGCCGCAAGGCGACGCGACCACUUCGAGAGCUCCAACACAAAAGGCGAUGUGGCGGGCUAGGCGCUGGCCGUGGCCGAGGCCGAGGCCGCGAUGGGUCUCGUCGGACACGGUGGUGGCCACGAAUUCGGGCGAGCCGGCACGACGGCAGGUGGCGGCGCUAUGGGGAAACGGGGACUACGGGCGGCUGGGGCUGGGGGCGUUGGAAUCGCGGUGGAGCCCCACGGUGUGCCCCUUCUUCGUAGGGCGCCCCGGCGACCCGCCCGCCUCCCUCGCCUGCGGCGGCGCUCACACCCUCUUUCUCACCCACAGUGGGCGCGUGUUUGCUACGGGGCUGAACGACUUCGGGCAGCUUGGGAUCGGCUCCUCGAUGACUCAUAGUCUGGACCCUAUUGAAGUCUCGGGAUUUCAUGACAGAGUUGUAGAAAUUUCAGCUGGAAACCACCAUUCUUGUGCAGUAACAGCGGACGGUGAGCUCUUCAUCUGGGGCAAGAAUUCGAGUGGUCAGCUUGGCCUUGGAAAAAGUGCAGGAAAAAUAGUCUCUACCCCGAGAAAGGUUGACUACUUGGCAGAUGUUAGAGUGAAAAUGGUUGCUUUGGGGUCAGAUCAUUCAAUUGCUGUUACAGAGGAAGGUGAAGCCUUGAGUUGGGGAGCUGCUGGCGCUGGUAGACUUGGACAUGGCCAUAAAUCUAGCAUCUUGGGAUUUGCUAUGGCCUCAAAUGAAUAUACUCCAAGAUUGAUCAAAAACCUUGAUGGUAUCAAGAUUAAAAGGGUAGCCGCAGGAAUGCUGCACUCUGCUUGCAGUGAUGAAAAAGGUACCGUGUUCAUAUUUGGGCAGAAGACUGAGAAGGUGGUAUUUGGAAGAUCAAAUGAUGUACCUAGACCAAGUGUUGUUGAAGAAAUAAAAUUUUCAGAAGAAGUUGCUUGUGGAGGCUAUCAUACUUGCGUUGUAACAGAUCGUGGAGAUUUGUACUCUUGGGGUUCGAAUGAAAAUGGUUGCCUUGGUCUUGGGGGGACAGGCAUAGUUCGCUCCCCAGAAGUUUUAAGGAGUUCAUUAUUUAAGCUUCCUGUGUCUAAGGUAUCCUGUGGUUGGAAGCACACAGCUGUAAUUUCAGGUGAAGAUAUUUACACAUGGGGUUGGGGAGGUGCCAAUGGUACGUUCUUCGAAGAGGGCCAUUCUUCUGGUGGGCAAUUAGGGCAUGGAAACGAUGUUGACUAUUUUGAGCCGAUGAUGGUGAAAUUUGGCAAGAAUGCAAGAGCAGUUCAUGUAUCAUGCGGCUUCAAUCAUACCGGUGCUAUACUCGAGUACAAGAACUAACUACCGUGCCAUGUACAGGACUGUAACUGUAAGUGCAAUCGGGCAUGUUUGGUACUACGAAGUUAUACCUGCACAUAUAGAAAAAAAAAAUAAGCUCACCUUGGAUGAGUGUACGUGGAUGAACUCGUAUAACGGAACGGGAUGCAAGCCAGAUGCUUUGCACCCACCAGAGUUACAGUUUAGUUUAGCUGUAUAGUGUUCUUCCAUAUAUUUUCGUCCCCAUCUUGAAUCUGUCAUAUUUGACGGCCUGCAAACACAAUUUUAACCAAAAUAAAUCAUGUCUCUACAGUUACAUACUUGCAAUGUAUAUGGAUCAUCCAUUAUUAUUUUUA